AUGCAGGGCUCCUAUGCUGAACUUGAGCGGAACAUGGUGGAGACAAUGCAGCUGAAUAUACAAUCUUUCUUAGUCCAAUGUGAGGACAACUCCGUGAAUGAAACACAUGCACAUGUGGAAAAUUCAGUAGAUGAAAUGCGUCAGAAAAUAUAUUCAUUAUUAGCAGAAUUUGAAAACAGCGCUAUUAAGGAAAAUAAAGAAGAGCUGACACUGAAACAAGCUCCUCUCCUUAGUGUGAUCAACACCUGCAUCAGACAUCACAUUGAAUUGUUGCGAGUCUAUGAAGCUUUGCGGAAAGUGAAGGAUCGAACAGAACUCUCGUUAAUAACCGGUUACAAAUGUCAGGACAAAAUACAACAGUCUGAGAUAUAUAUGAAUGAGAACUUUUCAGACGAGGUAUUUACUAUUCAGGGAAAGUCCACCCACAAUGUGAGAAUGUCAAGUGAUUCAAAGACAUGCUGGAUCACAGCUAUGCUUGUUCUUCCAGAUGGACAGUUCUUGGUUGCAGACUGGGGUAAUCAUAAAGUCAAGCUGCUGAACCAGCAGUACCAGGUGGUGAGUCACUGUGGUGUGAGCGCACAGAGUAUUUGCCAGAUCACACCCAGUGAGGUUGCAGUGACUGUGGAUGACUGGAUUAACACACAUGAGGUCCAGUUUAUCACAUUCAACCAGAGCCAGCUUGUGACAGGAAGACACUUUAAGUUACAACAUAGCUGUUAUGGUAUUGCCCGUCACCAUGGUGACCUGUUCAUCUGUUCUGGUAAUGCUUUGUUCAAGUACUCACUAAGUGGGGAACUGGUCUGCAAACUAUAUGAGGAUGCAUCAGGUUUGGUUACAGUGUAUGGGUUUGCCAUGAGUCACACAGGAGACAAGCUGUACAUAACCAGCCCAUCUAAUCACAAGCUCUACACCCUGGCCCGGGAUGGAACACUCCUGGCUGUCUUCACAGACCCAGAACUAAAAUACUUACAGAAUGUAUAUGUGACCCCUGCAGGCCAGGUGCUGGUCUGUGGAAUGCUGUCCCACACUAUAUUACAGGUGGACAGCGAGGGAAAGAGGAAGCUGGUAACUCUGGUUUCAGUGAGGGAUGGAGUGGGGAGACCAUGCUCAGUAUGCUACAGCAGCACCACAUCAGCCAUCAUUGUGGGACUGUUGGGGGACGACAACAUCAUGGUGUUCAGAGUGGAAUAG
Dreissena polymorpha is the source of this 1191-nucleotide messenger RNA. RefSeq lists its product as uncharacterized. The coding region runs from base 1 to 1191 and encodes 396 amino acids. The transcript has 2 exons. The record is from RefSeq and is a predicted model, not a curated record. Lineage: Eukaryota; Metazoa; Mollusca; Bivalvia; Myida; Dreissenidae.